UGAAAAUCGAAAAUACAUUGAUGUUUGAAGGAAAGUACUUGCAUUUGAGGUGUGGAUGUCAUAUACUCAAUUUGAUUGUUAAGGAUGGUCUCAAAGAACUCAAUGAUUCAAUUGAAUCUAUAAAGAAUGCGGUUCUUUUCAUUCAUUCUUCACCAUCUAGGUUGCAUAAAUUUAGAGAGUUUGCCGUAUUAGCGAAGUUUUCUAAUACAUCAACUGUGCCUAUGGAUGUAAAAACAAGAUGGAAUGCAACUUAUAAAAUGCUUGAAGUUGCAUUGAAGUUUAGGAGAGUGUUUGAAAGGAUGGCUGAAGAGUGGUUACCAUUUAUGAAGUACUUUCGUGAAAAAAAUGAAAAGGGUAAAGUACGGGUAGGGCCUCCAAGUCAUGACAAUUGGGAGAAUGCUAAAGCUUUUGUGCACUUUUUAAAAAAGUUUUAUGAUGUAACCUUAGAGUUAAGUGCAUCAAAAACUCCCACCUCUCAAUUGCUUUAUCAAUCCAUGAUUGCACUACAAAUUGAGAUAGAAAAAAAGAAAAAUGACAAUUCUGACCCAAUUCUCAAGAAGGUGGCUAGUGUAAUGAUGUUGAAGUUUCAAAAGUAUUGGGGCGAGUGGAAUACUAUGAAUCCUUUAAUUUUUAUUAGCAAUAUUUUGGACCCAAGAAACAAGCUUCAGAUGAUUAAAGUCAGUAUCAAGAAGCUGCCAGCUACUUCUAUAAAGGUCCAAGAUUUUGUUGAUAAAGUCAAAAGUGACUUAGCGACUCUGUGGGCAGAAUAUAAAGGCAUAAAUGAGACCACUAAUGUUGAGCGGCAAAGUAUGCAAUUGGAGUUGGAAGGUGGAGAUGGUACUAAUAAUGCAGGUGAUGGUCUUUGGGAUGAGUUGUUUACCGACGUUGAAGCACAAAAUGAAGAAGAGCAACUCCAAGAGAUUUCUAAUGAGGUAGAUAAGUACCUAGCUGAUGAGAUUGAGAAGAGAUCUAAUCAAUCUUUUAAUCUUUUGGAGUGGUGGAAAGGAAGUGAAACUAGGUAUCCAAUUCUUUCAUUGAUUGCAAAAGAUAUUUUUGCAAUACCAAGUUCAACAGUUGCUAGUGAGUCUGCUUUUAGUUUAGGUAAAAGAGUUGUUGAUCCCUUUAGAAGCAGUUUAAGUCCUAAAAUGGUUGAAGCUUUGAUUUGUACGAAUGAUUGGUUAAGAGCAGAGGAUUUCAGCUUUUAUAAGGAUCCAACAGAUGAUGACCUUGACUUGUAUAAAGAGAUUGAAGAAAUUGAAAAGAAUGCAAAUGUGACUCAAGAACGUUCUCAGACUCAGCUGCCAGUAUGAAUGCAUGGUU
Molecule: messenger RNA, 1320 nt
Organism: Cuscuta europaea
Lineage: Eukaryota; Viridiplantae; Streptophyta; Magnoliopsida; Solanales; Convolvulaceae
Source: the annotation of a GenBank genome assembly